Molecule: messenger RNA, 354 nt
Organism: Lactuca virosa
Lineage: Eukaryota; Viridiplantae; Streptophyta; Magnoliopsida; Asterales; Asteraceae
Source: the annotation of a GenBank genome assembly
AUGCAACUACUGCGGGUGGAUGAGCGUGAUGUUUACUGGCAAGUUGAGGGUGAAUACUAUCUUCACAUUGAUAGUCGAAAUCGCCAACUUCUAACCCUCACUUACCCACUCUCCGACAUGAUAUUGUGUCUUAACUCCAUUUUAGGUGUUGUAAUGCCCGGGGCUAAUGUUGAGCCUAAUGCAUAUGAGCCUAUUCCUGAUGCUCUUGUUCCUGAUGUUGCUAUGUCAGUGCAACAAGAGCAUGUCAUGCAUCCUCACCAUGAUAUGUACAUGCAAGAAUUUCAGCACUUGCUACAGUUUAUAGACGCCUCCAUCAUGACUAUUCCAACUUUUAUCACAGUUCUUGUGAAAUGA